This is a messenger RNA of Hypanus sabinus (Atlantic stingray), 7734 nucleotides long. RefSeq names its product gastrula zinc finger protein XlCGF57.1-like. Gene Ontology annotation, molecular function: DNA-binding transcription factor activity, RNA polymerase II-specific; RNA polymerase II cis-regulatory region sequence-specific DNA binding. The transcript has 3 exons. Bases 715 to 2592 code for a protein of 625 amino acids. The record is from RefSeq and is a predicted model, not a curated record. Gene Ontology annotation, biological process: regulation of transcription by RNA polymerase II. Lineage: Eukaryota; Metazoa; Chordata; Chondrichthyes; Myliobatiformes; Dasyatidae.
GCUCACUGUCUCCGUGUGACCGUGUUUCCUUUCCGCUCAGCGCAGGAAUGGAUCGUCUGUGGGGUCGCUAAAGGAUUAUCGCCGAGAGCCGCGGGUCGGUAUCACUGUCUGCGUCGUUAGAUCCAGUGAGAGAUUUAUUGGAAUUAAAAUCCCCAACUGGAAGCAAACACGACCUAAGACGAGGGAACAGCAACAGAUGAACCAGCCCAAGGACUGAGAGCAUCAACUGGAGACUGAGGGAACCCAUCUGACUCGGAGAUUCCAGUGAUUCAGUCAGGAGAAAGCUUGGUUAAAAAUGAAAAGGAAUUUAUCUGUGGGAAUCUCGAAUAGGACACGCCAGUUUUGCUGUCUCUGUCCAGAUAUUUAAGAAGUGGAGCAAGGGAUUCACUCGAUCAUCCUUCCUGCUCAGACUGUGGGGAGGGAUUCACUCCAUCAUCUGACUGACCGGUACGCCUGUCAUUUUACACAGGAGGGAUCCCAUUCACCUGCUCAGACAGUCGGAAUGGAUUCACUCGGUUAUCUCACUUGGAGGUACAUCAGAGAGUUCAUUAGGUGAAGGUGCCUCAGCAAGUUCACAUUGCACAAGGGCAUUCACCUGUUCUGUGGGUGAGAAGGGAUUCAGUCGGUCAUCCCACCUGUGGACACACCAGUCAGUUCACACUGGGCAGAGGCUGCUGAAUUUCUGGGGAAGGAUUCACUCGGUCAUCUGACCUAAUGGCUCAGCAGCGAGUUCACACCGGUGUGCGGCCAUUCACCUGCUCGGACUGUGGGAAGGGAUUCAUGUCCUCAUCUCAACUAAAGAUACAUCAGAGAGUUCACACUGGGGAGAAGCCAUUCACCUGCUCAGACUGUGGGAAGGGAUUCACACAGUCAUCUCAACUGAUGGUACAUCAGAGAGUUCACACUGGGGAGAGGCCAUUCACCUGCUCGGACUGUGGGAAGGGAUUCACACGAUUAUCUCAUUUGGAGGUACAUCAGAGAAUUCACACAGGGGAGAGGCCGUUCACCUGCUCGGACUGUGGGAAGAGAUUCAGUCAGUUAUCCCACAUACAAGCACACCGGUCAGUUCACACUGGGGAGAGGCCAUUCACCUGCUUAGAAUGUGGGAAAGGAUUCAGUCAGUCUUCCCAACUACAGAGACACCAGUCAGUCCACACUGGGGAGAAGCCGUUCACCUGCUCAGUCUGUGGAAAGGGAUUCACUUUGUCAUCUGAACUGAUGUUACACCAGCGAGUUCACACUGGGGAGAGGCCAUUCACCUGCUCAGACUGUGGGAAGAGAUUCCUUCGACCAGCCCAACUGAAGGUACAUCAGCGAGUUCACACUGGGGAGAGGCCAUUCACCUGCUCAGACUGUGGGAAGGGAUUCCCUCGGUCAGCCCAACUGAAGGUACAUCAGCAAGUUCACACUGGGGAGAGGCCGUUCACCUGCUCGGACUGUGGGAAGAGAUUCAGUCAGUUAUCCCACAUGCAAGCACACCGAUCAGUUCACACUGGGGAGAGGCCAUUCACCUGCUCAGAUUGUGGGAAAGGAUUCACUCAGUCGUCCGACCUCCUGGCACACAAGUCAGUUCAUACUGGAGAGAGUCCAUUCACCUGCUCGGACUGUGGGAAGGGAUUCACUUGUUCAUCCCAACUGAAGGUACAUCAGAGAGUUCACACUGGGGAGAGGCCGUUCACCUGCUCAGUCUGUGGAAACGGAUUCACUUGCUCAUCCCAACUGAAGGUACAUCAGAGAGUUCACACUGGGGAGAGGCCGUUCACCUGCUCAGUCUGUGGGAAGGGGUUCACUCGGUCAUCUGUACUAAAGGUACAUCAACGAGUUCACACUGGGGAGAGGCCGUUCACCUGCUCAGACUGUGGGAAGGGAUUCACUUGCUCAUCCCAACUGAAGGUACAUCAACGAGUUCACACUGGGGAGAGGCCGUUCACCUGCUCGGACUGUGGGAAGAGAUUCACUCAGUUAUCCCACAUGCAAGCACACAGGUCAGUUCACACUGGGGAGAGGCGAUUCACCUGCUCAGAAUGUGGGAAAGGAUUCACUCAGUCAUCUGACCUCCUGGCACACAAGUCAGUUCAUACUGGGGAGUGUCCAUUCACCUGCUCGGACUGUGGGAAGGGAUUCACUUGUUCAUUCCAACUGAAGGUACAUCAGAGAGUUCACACUGGGGAGAGGCCGUUCACCUGCUCAGUCUGUGGGAAGGGAUUCACUUGCUCAUCCCACCUAAAGAAACACCAGCGAGUUCACACUGGGGAGAGGCCGUUCACCUGCUCAGACUGCGGGAAGAGAUUCACUCAGUCAUCUCACCUGCAAGCACACCGAUCAGUUCAUAGUGGGAAGCGGCCGUUCACCUGCUCAUUGUGUGGGAAGGGAUUCAAUCGGUCAUCCACCCUACAAGCACACCAGUCAGUUCACAGUGGGGAGCGGCCGUUCACCUGUUCAGACUGUGGGAAUAGGUUCACUUGCUCAUCUCAUCUGAAGGUACAUCAGCGAGUUCACACUGGAGAGAGGCCAUUCACCUGCUCAGACUGUGGGAAGAGAUUCACUCAGUCAUCCCACCUAAAGAAACACCAGCGAGUUCACACUGGCUAGAGGCCAUUCACCUGCAGUAAAUGUGGGAAGCGAUUCCCUCAGUCAUCUAACCUUAUGUAACUCCCGCUUAAGCUGACAGUGUAUUAUUGGAGGUGAUAGCCCCGCAGCCCGGCCAGACUUAAGAAAUCUCAUUUGAGUGGAUGCUGCGUGAUGUGCCCCCGUUACGGAUCAGUACCCCGAAAUGAAAAACGGUACAGAAUGUGUGAUCAAACGAUUGAGCUUUAUAAUUCUUACUUUGACUAUAGGGUUAGUGAAGAAAACAAAAAAUAGAAAAAUAGCUCACUCUCUCUAGUCGCGUCUUCUCAUCUCUCCCCGGCUAAAGACCACGAAAAUCUCUCCUCCAGACUCACAAGAAAGAACAACAUUUCUGUCAUUGGAUAGCCCCCAUUCCAAAACCCUGUUCUUUUGAUCGGGACAAGAAGUGCAGCAUCAGAGCUAAACCCUGAAGGAAGGCAGUUUUUAUAAAAAACGUUCUUCAGUACAAGAAGGGUGAGACUGCACAGGCCCGUGUGACGUAGACAGGACAGUGUGGAGAGUUUAAAAAGAAGACCACCCUAUACAGCAGGCAGAGGUCGGAGUGGGCAGCAGAGUGCAGGGCUUUGGCUCAACGGGUUUAGGCGGUAAUGGGAAGAGGCGAGUGCAAGGCAUCGACUCUCUUUUUACCCCUUGACAAAACGGCCUGGACAGACGAAGGAAUAGCAGGGCUCACACAGCUAACAGUAUGUGCUAACGGUUUGAAAAGUUCAUGUGUUUGGCGAGGUAAGUGGGUGGGUAGACUUAUUUUUCAUUAUUUCAAUUUUGUAGAAUUAAGUAGCAUGUCUGCAGGAUUAGUGCUUUGUUCGGGGUGUCAGAAGUGGGAAUCCUGGGAGACCUGCAGCCUCGCUGAUGGCCACGUCUGCGCCAGGUGCACCGAGAUGCAGCUCCUCAGAGACCGUGUUAGGGAACUGGAGCUGCAGCUUGAUGACCUACUGCUUAUUAGGGAAUGCGAAGAGGUGAUAGACAGGAGCUACAGGUAGGUAGUGAUUACUGGGUUACAGGGGUCAGAAAACUGUGUGACUGUCAGGAGAGGGAAGGGAAAAUAGUGGAGAGCACCCCUGUGACUGUCCCCCUCAGGAACAAAUAUAUCAUUUUAGACGCUGUUGAGGGGGAUGACCUGACAGGGGAAGGCCACGGUGACCGGGACUCUGGCACUGUUGUGCAGGACAGAAGGAGGGAGAAGAGGAUUGUGGUAGUCAUAGGGGAUUCCAUAGUGAGGGGAAUGGACAGGAGAUUCUGUAACCAUGAUAGAGAUACCUGCAUGGUGGGUUGCCUCCCAGGUACCAGGGUCCGGGAUGUCUCGGAUAGGGUCCAGAAUAUUCUGAAGGGAGAGGUCGAGCAGCCAGCUGUCUUGGUACAUGUUGGUACCAAUCACAUAGAUAGGAAAAGGGAGGAGGUCCUGAAGAGAGAUUUCUGGGAAUUAGGAAGGAAGCUGAUAAGCAGGACCUCCGGGGUAGUAAUCUCAGGAUUGCUACCUGGGCCAUGUGCUAGCGAGGGCAAGAAUAGUAGGAUCAGGCAGAUGAAUGUGUGGCUGAGAGACUGGUGCAGGGGGCAGGGUUUCAGAUUCUUGGAUCAUUGGGAUCUCCUCUGGGGGAAGUAUGACCUGUUGAAAAAGGACGGGUUACACCUGAACCCAAAGGGGACCAAUAUCCUGGCAGGAGAGUUUAAUAGAGUUGUUACGGAGGGUUUAAACUAAUUUGGCAGGGGGAUGGGAACCAGAAUAAUAGAGCAGAGGAGAGGCAAAACAGAAAUAUAUCUAAGGUAGUGAGUAGUAAGGAUGUCAGGAAGGACAGGCAGAUAAUGGGGCAAAUUUCCAGCCAGUGGGAUGAGUUGCAGUGAAGUAAAAGCAAAAAGUACCAAAUACUGGACUUAAGGUGUUUUUUAAAUGCGCACAGCAUUAGGAAUAAGGUGGAUGAUCUUGUCGUACAGCUACAGAUUGGCACGUAUGAUAUUGUGGCUAUCACUGAGAUGUGGCUAAAGGAUGCAUGUUUCUGGGAGCUGUAUGUCCAAGGAUACAUGGUGUAUUGGAAGGAUAGGCAGGUAGGCAGAGGGGGUGGCGUGGCUUUAUUGAUAUUAAAUCAUUAGAGUUGACAUAGGAUCGGAAGAUGCAGAAUCUUUAUGGGUUGAGUUAAGAAAUCGCAGGGGUAAAUGGACCCUGAUGGCAGUUAUCUAAAGGCCUCCUAACAGCUGCAGUGAUGUGGACUACAAAUUACAACAGGAAAUAGAAAAGGCUUGCCAGAAGGGCAGUGUUAUAAUUGUAGGGGAUUUUAACAUGCAAGUGGAUUGGGAAAAUCAGGUUGGCACUGGAUCUCAAGAGAUAGAAUUUGUAGAAUGUCUAGAAGAUAGCUUUUUAGAACAGCUUGUUGUUGAGCCCACUAGGGGAUCAGCUGUACUGUGUUGGGUAUUGUGUAAUGAACCAGAGGUGAUUAGAGAGAUUGAGGUGAAGGAACCCUUAGGAGUCAGUGAUCAUAACAAGAUUGAGUUCACUUUGAAAUUUGAGAAAGAGAAGCCAAAAUCUAAUGUGGAGGAAGGGAAGCGGCAUGAGAGAGGAACUGGCCAAAGUUGACUGGAAAGGGACACCAGUGGGAAGGACGGCGGAGCAGCAAUGGCUGGAGUUUAUACGGGAGGUGAGGAAGGUGCAAGACAGAUAUAUUCCAAAAAAGAAGAAAUUUUCGAAUGGAAAAAUGAUGCAACCAUGGUUGACAAAAGAAGUAAAAGCCAAAAUAAAAGGAAAGGAGAGGGCAAUUAAGGAAGGAAAAAUUAGUGGGAAGACAGAGGAUUGGGAAGUUUUUAAAAGCUUACAAAAGGAAACUAAGAUGGUCAUUAAGAGGGAAAAGAUAAAUUAUGAAAGGAUGCUAGCAAAUAAUAUCAAAGAGGAUACUAAAAGCUUUUUCAAGUAUAUUAGGAGUAAAAGACAGGUGAGAGUAGACAUAGGACUGAUAGAAAAUGAUGCUGGAGAAAUUGUAAUGGGAGCUAAGGACAUGGUGGAGGAACUGAACGAGUAUUUUGCAUCAGACUUCACUGAGAAAUACAUCAGCUGUAUACCGGGCACUCAAGGGUGUCAGGAAAGAGAAAUAUGCGUAAUCACAAUUACGACAGAGAAAGUACUCAGGAAGCUGAAUAUUCUAAGGGUAGAUAAAUCUCCUGGACCAGAUGGAAUGCAUCCUUGUGUUCUGAAGGAAGUAGCUGUGGAGAUUGCGGAGGCAUUAGCAAUGAUCUUUCAAAAGUCAAGAGAUUCUGCCCUAGUUCCGGAGGACUGGAAGAUUGCAAAUGUCACUCCGCUGUUUAAGAAGGAAAUUAUAUGCAAGGAAGCAUAAAGGAAAUUAUAGACCUGUUAGCUUGACAUCAGAGGUUGGGAAGUUGUUGGAGUCGAUUGUCAAGGAUGAGUUUACGGAGUACCUGGAGGCUUAUGACAAGAUAGGCAGAACUGAGCAGAGUUUCCUUAAAGGAAAAUCCUGCCUGACAAACCUAGUGCAGUUUUUUGAGGAAAUUACAAGUAGGCUAGGCAAGGGAGAUGCAGUGGAUGUUGUGUAUUUGGAUUUUCAGAAGGCCUUUGACAAGGUACCACAUAUGAGGUUGCUAAACAAGAUAAGAGCCCAUGUAAUUACAGGAAAGUUACAUAUGUGGAUAGAGCAUUGGUUGAUUGGCAGGAAACAGACAGUGGGAAUAAGGAGAUCCCAUUCUGGUUGGCUACCGGUUACCAGUGGUGUUCCACCAGGGUCCGUGUUGGGGCUGCUUCUUUUUGCAUUGUAUAUCAACGAUUUGGAUUAUGGAAUAGAUGGCUUUGUGGCUAAGUUUGCUGAUGAUACAAAGAUAGGUGGAGGGGCCAGUAGUGCGGAGGAAACAUAGUCUGCAGAGAAACUUGGACAGAUUGGCAGAAUGGGCAAAAGAGUGGCAGAUGAAAUACAAUGUCAGAAAGUGUAUGGUCAUGCACUUUGGUAGAAGAAAUAAACGGGCAGACUAUUAUUUAAAUAGGGAGAGAAUUCAAAGUUCUGAGAUGCAACGGGACUUGGGAGGCCUCCUGCAGGAUCCCCAGGUGAACCUCCUUCUUGAAUCAGUGGUGAAGGCGUCGAAUGCAAUGUUGGGAUUCAUUUCUAGAGGAAUAGAGUAUAGGCGGAGCAGACUCGAUGGGCCGAAUGAGCAACUUCUGCUGCUCUUUCUUAUUGUCUUAUCUCUAGUCAUAACCUAAGCGUUGCUACAGAGAAACCAUUAGCUCAGCAGUGAAACCUUACAGAGAGGCCAUUACAUUAGCAGUGAAUCCUUACGGCAUGUUACACUUGUGACAUAUUAACAGGUUCACACUGUGAGAAAAUUUCAAUAAGCUGCACACUAUAUAUUUGUCGACCACCAUUGCUGAAUGCAAACUUGAAAGUGACUGUCGGUGCUGAACUCUGCAAUUAUUGCUGCUGCUCACCACACCCAGUUCUGCACCCUGAUCACUGGGCAUGGGAGGAGUUUCUUCUGCUGCACAUUCACCUUUAAUGGGACUAGAGUUUAAUAUUCUAAAUCUGAGACAAAUAAAUCAGUUGUGUUUCAAACUCUGUCUCUGGUACUUAAGUGGAUCAGGGUUGAAUUUAUGGUGCCUUAAUGAAGUUAUGGUGGUCGUUCAUGAGUUUGUAUUUUAAAGCAAGAUUUUGGUGAAUGAUAUUUACCGCUUGAUUGUACCUGCAUAAGAAAUCAGAUUGAAUUGAACUGCUGCAGGAUCCUGGAAUGUGUUGGGUUGUGGCUGGAUUCUCAUGGCAUUGUCUGCAUUUAUUACCUUGUUUGUUUGUUUUGUAUGUAUUUUUGUUUUGUUUUUCUUUUUGUUGACCACAUGGUCCUGUAUUUCUGCAAGGAACCCCUCUGUUUCUGCGAAGUCGUCUCCAACUUUCAUUCAGGUGCUUGAUGCUUACUUGUGAACAUCUCGUCUGCUCAGAUCGUUGGGAUGUCUCCCAUGGAGGGUCACACUCAUUCCACUGGCUAAUGUUUUCUUCCAUAGUGAUGAUUCAUUUUUCUGAGUUGGUCUCAUUUAAGUUUUCUUCUCUGUAUUUCUUAUCACGAUUGCAUAUGCAUGCAUGGAGUGCUGUAUCCUGUUCAUUUUUGAUGAAAAUAUAUACUUAGAAGUUU